Calliphora vicina (urban bluebottle blowfly) is the source of this 4659-nucleotide messenger RNA. RefSeq names its product Fanconi anemia group D2 protein homolog (gene Fancd2). Gene Ontology annotation, cellular component: nucleus; condensed chromosome. Gene Ontology annotation, molecular function: DNA polymerase binding. The transcript is spliced from 22 exons. The record is from RefSeq and is a predicted model, not a curated record. Gene Ontology annotation, biological process: interstrand cross-link repair; double-strand break repair involved in meiotic recombination; homologous chromosome pairing at meiosis. The coding region runs from base 51 to 4535 and encodes 1494 amino acids. NCBI's taxonomy places the organism in Eukaryota, Metazoa, Arthropoda, Insecta, Diptera, Calliphoridae.
UCUUUUUCGCGCUUAUUUAGUUUAUAUUUCAACAAAAAAUAAUUCCAAAGAUGUACAGAAAUCGUAAAUUUAACAAAAAUGGAAGGACUAAAAGUACUGAAACAAAUGAAAACAACAAAGCUCUCAAUACAAUCGAUGAAAAUACCACAAUAAAAAUUCCCCGCUUAAAUGAGGAUACGAAUAGAUUUAAAGAUGUGGCUGAAAUAGAAGAAAUGUUAAGUAGUGAAGAAAAUAUUCCUGCAUCACAGGAGCCCACUCAAAGAUACUUGUCACAGAGAAGUACAAUUGCGGCUACACUUGGGCGAACGCAAUCACGAAUUAACAGCUCUCAAAGACCUCCCAACACAUAUUUUGAACUAGCAUUAAUGAAGGCAGGUGUACAAUUAGAUGAAGGGCAGAAUUUUGUAUUGGCUUGUGAUCAUGUAUCAUUUGUUAAUAAGUUGCGCAUUUUACUGGACAAAAAUCAAAAUUUCCAUGACAACUUGAACAUGUUCAUCACAGGUCUUCGCGAUGCUUGGUCUAAAUAUGCCUUAAAAUUGCUUUCGGGAUGCACGAUUAGUAUCCCGGGUGAUGAGAGUAUUUAUCAAUCUCAAGAUAGUAUGAUUGUAAACUUUUUUAUGAUUGAUUUUUUGCGUGACAAGGUCCUGGAGUUGCUUUUGGUACAAAUUAAAAAAGCUGCCUGUCAAAGGCUUCAAUCCUCUAAAUCCACAGAUAUUACUAUACCCAUAUUGCCUCUAAUGCUGUCUCAGUUACAAUAUGUUGCCAGUACUCAUAGUGAAAUUAUUUACGAACAUAUUAAAAAUAAUUUCGAAAAUGCUUUAGAACAGUCCAAAUGGGAUAUAAUUGCUAGUGCUGAAUUAAUAUUGGAUUCUAGCAAACAUGACGAGUUUGCAAAACUGCUACUAGAUAAUAUGGCGAAUAGCAAGGAUCUUUUUAAAAGUUUAACCAUACAAACAUUAACAAAUCUAAGUUUGAGCCCUCAGAUACAAGGAAAACUACGUAAUCGGGUCUUGGCUUAUAUCAAGGAAGAACAAGGUCCUAAAGCGACGUUACCAUUGUUAAUAAAAUUUUUGCUAAAGAUUUUAUCUGAGGACAAUGAAGAAAGCAUGAAAGAGUUAAUUAACACGUUACGUUUAAUUCUACACUGGCGCGAAGAUACUUCAGCUAUUUCAUUAGCCAAAGAUAAGCAAUUGCAAUUGGAAUUAUUUGGCUACAUAGAGCAAGGACUAACACGUUCCAAGAAAUUCUAUUCUAUAUGGCAAAAAUCAAUAGCAUCAUUGGCUUCAACACAAUUCAAACCUAUAGAUUUCAUAAUUGUAUUGUUACUUAUACACAUACGAGACGAUAAUUCGCUGUAUUUGGAAAAUGUGCUUCGUCGUCAUAUCAAACAAUUGUCCACUUCCAUUAUUCAAGAAAUUCGUAAUAAAUAUGCACCCAUAUUGGAACAACACUGGCAUAUACUAAUGCAAAUAAUUAAUUUGUAUUUGCGUGAUAAACAUAAAUCUGUGGUCGACUUUGCUAGAACAUGUUGUGGAACAUUUUUUGAAAUUUCGGAAUCCGUACAAAAAUCUAUUCUAAAGAAAUUGUUAGAAUUAACAUGUGAGAAAUCCAAUCAGAAUACUACUAAUUUUGCUUUACAAAUGCUCAGGGAUUUAUGGCAAUUAUAUCCUAAAAUUGUACAUAAUUGGGGCAUGUUGUUAUUGCCUUUCUUAGAUCAUAUACAUGAUAUGUCAUUAUCUCAAACACGUAUUGUUAUGGAAUUACUAUCGUCGAUAGCAUUUCCAGCACCUACUAUAGAUGAAUGUUUAACUUUGCAGGAUCAAAUUGAUAUGUUGGUUAAGAAACAAAUAAUCAACAGAAAUAUAUUUGUAAAGAAACAAGGCAUCAUUGGUGCUGUACAACUGAUAGAUUGUAUAGCUCGCAUCGAACAAUGUGUAAUUGAUGCAGAUGAUUUUGAUACAACAUUUAGUAGCAUUAGCGAUAUUCCAGAUGGCAGGGGUAAAAUAGCAGCUAAAUAUAUAGAACGCAUACAAUCAUCUACGAUACAUUCUCCAGAAUUAUUAGCUCUAUUCUAUGAUGAACUUGCUAUUGUUUGUUCUGCUGGCGGAUCAGACCGUGCUAAUGGCCUACAAUUGGAUAUACCUUUUGUCAUAUGGUUAUGUGAACUAAUUACAUUUUAUUUUCAAAAUAGUUUUGUUGCUGAACAUAGUCCUGGCAAAAUAGAUGGCAUUCCGUUAUCUUAUAUGAAAUGUAUAAAUUCUCUUUCGGAUACCAACACGGAAGAACAACAAAGUGAAUUGCCACAAAUUGCUAUAAAUAUUGGUGAAUUAGUUUUAAGGCCCCCGAAUGAAGCUAGUUCAUCGAUUCUCAUACUAUCGCCACUUUUUAAUUUUGUUCGUGCUCUUCACAUGCUACGUUAUGAGGGCUGUUUGGAGAUUAUAAACGCAUUGCUGGGUUGUGCUAUAAUUUUACCAACGUUUUUCGAUGAUGACAAUGCUGACGCGAUUUUUUUCGAUUACGAUGAAGAAGCGCAAAAGAAAAUACUUGAUAUAUAUUUCCAUUGUGUUAAUUGGAUACGUGAAACGGUUAGUUCGUUUGCAACACAACGUGAGCCAAUGAUCAGAGAAAAAGUGUUGCAACGUUUGGCUGAUCUCAUAAAUAUUGAGGAAAAAAUAAGGCAGCUACUACUUAAGGCUCCCUCAGAUUAUAUGCCACCACAGUGUGAAUUUAUUACUGGACAAAACGGCACAACGACUACUAGUAAAUCUGGAAUUAAAUCUCGUCCUGGUUGCAAUGGAGCCAGCAGCAAUAAAAAUUCAAGCAAAACAAAAGCUAUUCAAAAUGAUACAGAAAUGUUGCACUUAAACGAAACAACUUUAAAUGAAACAACACGAGUUGGUGAUCUCACAACAAAACUGGCAGGUUCUAAUAAAGUAAAGUCUAGCGCAAAAAGUAAUUUUGAAAAUGUGUAUGGUCCGAAAGAAAUCUACAGACAAAUGGACACUAAUCUUGUGUUAGUUUUGAAAGAGAAACUAGAUAUAAAGCAUCCUUUACCGGCCGAGUAUGUUGGUUAUCGUAUGGGUUUAUUAGAGUUUCGUUUUAUUUUAACGGACAUUGUAAGCAAAUUAGAAUCUGUUGUGGGUAUACAAAAAUUUCAAAGCGAACAGUCAUUGCAGUAUAUAGCUAAACCUGGUUAUUUUAUGUGCGAUUUGUCGGAUUUCAUAGAGGUGAUUGGAGAAAACAUGAAAAUUAUAUCUGCAGCCAUAAAUUCCAAACUUGAGGAAGUUCAAAGGAUUCAUAGUCAUGCUGAUUUGUUUACGGAAGAGUUUAAUUUACUAAAAGUGUGUUUGGGAUUGUGCCUACGUUUAUUGGUAGCAUUUUUCUCAUGGUCUGAAUGGUUUAUUAGUGAACAUCGUGUUAAUAAAUUAAGAGAAUCACUUUUAGCUUUAAUGGAACGGACACAAUAUCAGCGUUUAAAAGACAAGCCAGCUCCUAUAUUAGCAAUUGAGGCUUUCAAUGUGCUAAUAAAAUACGAAACAUCUAUUGUUGAUCUGAAAUCAGCUGUUUAUUUGAAUCAGUUGAUGGUUAUAUUAAAUUUACUUUCAGACAAAAACUCCAAAAUAAAGCAAUCACAAGAAAUAAGAUCUUUGUGUCGCACAUUAUUGUGUCGUAAAUGGUUUAAUUAUGAUGGCUUAUUGGAAAAAGGAGCUCAAUGUAAUAUUUAUUUAGAUGAGCUAAUAAAAGGGUUUCUACGUGAUUCUGAUUUUAAAAGACAACGUGAAAUAUUACGUAUUGUAAGAGAAGAAUCUAAAUCAUUAAAUGGCAAAGAUAGUUCACUAAAAUCGUUUCCAAAUUUUAAAAAAGCUAAUUUUCCAUUAUUUUUCCGUGGUUUAUGUGAGAUCCUUAUAACAUCUUUAAAUCAAAAAUUGACUACAAAUGCUCUGAAUUCAAUUGACAAACUAGAAUUUUGGGAAUCUAGUUGCAAAAUUUUAAAUAUGUUAUUGGAAAUUGUGCAAGGUUUGGAUAUACCUAGAAAUUUUCAAAUUUUCCUUAAGCAUUCCCAUUUAUAUUUAAAACUUGUCCUACAACAUGGCUUAAUUGUUUUCGAACAAUAUUUAAGACAAAAUCCCGAACGUGUUUGUGAAUUGAUAAAAACUAUGCAAACAACUACUCGAUUUUUACAUCAUCUUUGCUGCCAUUCUAAGGCCAUUAAAAAUACUGCUAUUGUUAGUCAGAUUCCAUUUUUACGUGAAACAGUGGAGAACUAUGUAUUUCGGGUUAAAGCCCUACUUACGGCUAAUAAAUGUGCUUCGGUUUUUUCUAUGGGUAAUUUGAAAAAUAAAGAUUUGCAUGGUGACGAUUUGGUAUCGCAAUCUGGUACCUUUAGCACCGCAACUGGGCAAGACAGUGACGAGGAUAUACCGGAUGAUGACGUUAGUGUUGAUGAAACCAUAAUGGGCAACGAUGAUACGGAAAAUACACGAAAUGAUACGGAAAAUCGUAGUAAAUCGUCAUCAAGAAGUAAAUGUUUUUAAAUAAAUCGAAUUGAAUUUAAAACUUUGUUAUAUAAAAUACAUAUAUAAAUAUGUGAAACGAAUUAGUGGUCCAUUUUUAGAAUAAAACAACUACAAACAUGAUUUUUUUAUAUUUCUACAAAAA